Molecule: messenger RNA, 702 nt
Organism: Lutra lutra (Eurasian river otter)
Lineage: Eukaryota; Metazoa; Chordata; Mammalia; Carnivora; Mustelidae
Exons: 3
Coding region: 1-702 (233 amino acids)
Source: RefSeq, a predicted model, not a curated record
AUGCCCCCAGUGCUGCGAAGAACCACCAACUCCACCUAUGUGAAUGCACCAGGUCUCCAAAGGCUUAGAACACAGAUCAGCAUCCCUGAUGCUGAACCCUCUAUAACAUUUGCAACGCUCUUCAACACGCUGGCCAUACGUGUGCGGGCAACACGAAAUUACAUGCCCAACAAGUUUCAAGACAUUCCGCCGCCGCGAGCGUGCCCUCACGAAGCGUGUGUGCUCGGGACUCCGGCGCGCCCCUGUGCCGGGUGGUGUGCAACGUGGGCCAACAAUCCCGGGCGCCCGGCCUUGGGGGCUGCGAAGUGCGAGGCAGAACGACAGCCAACCCCAGUGAAGCGCCGCUUUGGGCGGAGGACCGAGACUCAUCCCUCCCCGGCUCGGCUCCCUGAUUCCCAGAAGCUCGCCCGGGAGCCGGCGAGCCGGACCAGAGGAGAUCCCUCCGGCGACUGCCAGCGUCUGCACGGUGCGGGAGGGCAGCGGCGGCCACCGAGGUCUCCGCCCGGAGAACAGUUCCCCGACCUCCGCCCAAGUCGGAGUUCCGGACUCCGGGGCGAACACACCCCCGCAGGCCGAGCGGCCGGGGUAAGCCGCGGCGGCCGCAACAGGUCCGGGGCAGCGGGGGAAACUUACGGCGGCGUCGACCGGCGUCAGGCAAGACCAGCUGCGUUCUCGCCUAGGUCACCGCGCGGGAGGCGAUAA